UUUGAAAAUUGUUGACAAACAGAAACACCCUCUCCCAAAAAAUCAGGAAACUGCAGGUUGAAUAGACUGCCGAGGACAAAAGCUAACAGCUGAGUUGUCACGUUAGGGUGGCUGGACGUCUUUCGAGCUGAGAUCGAAUCCGUUUUGCAGUUAUACCAUAUCAAAGAUGAAUUAAUCAAGAUGCAAAAAUUUGAUGCACUGAAAAAUGUGCGGAGACUCUCUCAUUCAGUGCAGAAGAGACCAAGAGGCUCAGAAGUGCUCUCUGCUUACCUUAGGCAGUGCAAUGAACCACCAUGGACGUCGUAUUUCAUAAGAUACAAAGACAUUGAAGACGAUCAGUGGGGAAAGUCGCACUUUAACUGGAAAGUUGGUGCUAGCAAUUAUCACAUUUUGAGGACUGGCUGCUACCCUUACAUCAAGUACCACUGUACGAAACGGACUCAUCAGGACCUCACAAUAGAAGACAAAUUUUUCAGAUUCAUCAAGUGCAUUAACUUAGGCCUUCCUUGUCUUGCAUACGGAAUAGCUGCGGUUUAUUUAAUUCGACACGUUGAGAUGGUUGUUGUGAACAAUCAACAAGUUCCAAUUUUCUUUUUGUACGAGGAAGACAAGGGCUCACUGUACUAGUCGUCAUGUCAUGGUAUGUGUGAUAUUGUAGAUAUCAAGGUUGAAAAAUAAAUCUGAUGUAUGAUGAUUCUA
This is a messenger RNA of Cloeon dipterum, 699 nucleotides long. RefSeq lists its product as uncharacterized. The record is from RefSeq and is a predicted model, not a curated record. Bases 181 to 627 code for a protein of 148 amino acids. The transcript is spliced from 3 exons. NCBI's taxonomy places the organism in Eukaryota, Metazoa, Arthropoda, Insecta, Ephemeroptera, Baetidae.